AUGGAAUUGCAUACUGGCGAAAAUCUAUUUGAAUGCGAAAUUUGCACCAAACAGUUGUCAUUUGCACCAAAGCAUACUUUACAAUCACAUAUGACAGUGCAUACUGGUGAAAAACCAUUUCAAUGUGACAUUUGCACCAAACAGUUUUCAACGAAACAAGUUUUACAAUCGCAUAUGAAAUUGCAUACUGGUGAAAAUCUAUUUAAAUGCGAAAUUUGCAACAAGCAGUUUUCAGCAAAGCAUACUUUACAAUCACAUAUGAGAGUUCAUACUGGUGAAAAACCAUUUGAAUGUGAAAUUUGUGGCAAACAAUUUUCAGCAAAGCAUAUUUUAAAAUCACCUAUGACAAUGCAUACUGGUGAAAAACCAUUUAAAUGUGAAAUUUGCACCGAACAAUUUUCAAUCAAGGGUAUUUUAAAAGCGCAUAUGACAGUGCAUACUGAUGAAGAAGAACCAUUUAAAUGUGGAAUUUGCACCAAACAGUUUUCAAGGAAACAAAAUUUAAUAAGGCAUAUGAGAUUGCAUACUGGUGAAAAACUAUUUAAAUGUGAAAUUUGCGCCAAAAAAUUUUCAAGCAAAACACAUUUAGAAAGGCAUAAUAUGAGAGUUCAUACUUAUGAAAAACCAUUUGAAUGUGAAGUUUGCAUUAAACAGUUUUCAGAAAAAAGAAAUUUAGAAAGGCAUACGAGAACUCAUACUGGUGAAAAGCCAUUUGAAUGUGAAAUUUGCGCCAAACAAUUUUCAACAAAGUAUAGUUUCAAAUAUCAUAUGACAGUGCAUACUGGUGUAAAAUGA
Molecule: messenger RNA, 795 nt
Organism: Diabrotica virgifera virgifera (western corn rootworm)
Lineage: Eukaryota; Metazoa; Arthropoda; Insecta; Coleoptera; Chrysomelidae
Product: gastrula zinc finger protein XlCGF8.2DB-like
Exons: 1
Coding region: 1-795 (264 amino acids)
Biological process (GO): regulation of transcription by RNA polymerase II
Cellular component (GO): nucleus
Molecular function (GO): RNA polymerase II cis-regulatory region sequence-specific DNA binding; DNA-binding transcription activator activity, RNA polymerase II-specific
Source: RefSeq, a predicted model, not a curated record